AUGUCUGUCAAAGACCCAGCUAUGAUGCCACCGAAAUGUUGCACUAACGACCACAUACCGUUGAAGCACGUUGAGAAGCUGUUCGACCUCAAGUUCAAAAUGUUGUGGAAUCGUAAAUACCAGGAAUAUCACACCAAGAACAGGAUCUACUGCCCUGCACAGAAAUGCGGCGAGUGGAUCAAGCCUUCUCACAUGCACACAUAUCACGGCAGGAAGUAUGCGCAAUGUCCUCGAUGCAGCACCAAAGUAUGCCUCUCUUGCAACGGAAAGCUACACAAAUCGCGAGACUGUCCUCAAGAUCCAGAAAUCGCCAAACUCGUGGAACAAGCUAAGGAAAAGGGUUGGCAGACGUGCUACAGCUGCCAUGCGAUGGUCGAGCUGAAAGAAGGCUGCAACCAUAUGACGUGUCGAUGUAUGGCCGAGUUCUGCAUGAUAUGUGGCUGCAAAUGGAAGACCUGCGAUUGCCCAUGGUUCAAUUACUCCCAGCUACCAGAUCCAGAUCGGCUUAAUGAAUGGCGGAUACCAGAACCUAUUCAAGUCGUCUACCGAAGGGCUUUUGGUGCACCUGAGCCCGGCCAAACACCACCGCCGCCGAUAAAUGAUCCACCACGACCUGUCAAUCGACGACGACAGCCGACGUACACAGAAGAGAUUGACCAACGGCAGCGCCAGGAGCGUUUGGAUGAGGAUCUGGCAAGAAGGAUGCAGCUUGCAAGUUUGCUCGAGCCUGAAGACGGCCGCCAAGCACGGCAGAGAGCUGAUGUGGAAACAUGGGGACUUGGAAAUGCAGGCGGCCAUUUUCUGAACGAGAAUUUCGUUCAGAAUGCUGCCAAUGUCGUUAUGAGCGCUUUUGGAGAUGCAAAUAUGGGUCGUCGAGGAGAACGUGCCUCUGGACGGAGAAGACGUCCUCGUGAUCGACCACAAGACGCAGCCGACGCUGGCCUGCCAGCGAACUUUCUUGGAGAAGCAAGCGUUCUUGGUGUUGGGCCCGCCAACUCGAGGCCAUAG
Zasmidium cellare ATCC 36951 is the source of this 1008-nucleotide messenger RNA. RefSeq lists its product as uncharacterized. The transcript has a single exon. Gene Ontology annotation, biological process: positive regulation of proteasomal ubiquitin-dependent protein catabolic process; protein polyubiquitination; ubiquitin-dependent protein catabolic process. Gene Ontology annotation, cellular component: ubiquitin ligase complex; cytoplasm. Bases 1 to 1008 code for a protein of 335 amino acids. NCBI's taxonomy places the organism in Eukaryota, Fungi, Ascomycota, Dothideomycetes, Mycosphaerellales, Mycosphaerellaceae. Gene Ontology annotation, molecular function: zinc ion binding; ubiquitin protein ligase activity; ubiquitin conjugating enzyme binding. The record is from RefSeq and is a predicted model, not a curated record.